GGGAGCCCCGCGGGCCGGAGGAAGGAUGGGUUGCAUCGGCUCCAGGACUGUCGGAAACGAGGUGAUUGCCGUGGACUGGAAAGGGCUAAAAGAUGUUGACCAGAUCAAUAUGGACAGCACCAGCUCACUCCAUGGCAGCAGCAUCCACCGGCCGUCCACCGAGCAAACACGGACAGAUUUCUCCUGGGAUGGCAUUAACCUCUCCAUGGAAGACACAACCUCCAUCCUCCCCAAGCUGAAGCGAAACUCCAAUGCAUAUGGGAUCGGAGCUCUGGCAAAGUCUUCCUUCUCUGGCGCCUUAGGGAUAUCCCGCACCAUGAAGGAUCACGUCACCAAGCCCACUGCCAUGGGGUCGGGUCGCGUCGCACACAUGAUUGAGUGGCAAGGUUGGGGCAACGGCAACAACCAGCAGCAGCACCACACUCACGAAACGGUGCGCAAGGACGCCGACGCUUACUCUGACCUGAGUGAUGGGGAGAAGGAGGCCCGAUUCCUUGCAGGGGUAAUGGAGCAGUUUGCUAUCUCAGAAGCCACCCUCAUGGCCUGGUCUUCCAUGGAUGGUGAGGAUGUGAGCGUUAAUUCUAACCAGGAGAACCAAGCUGGCAACUACAACGAGAACUACCAGGAGAUGAUGGAGAACCAGGAGCAUCUGGCCCAGGCACAGUAUGACAGUUGGCCUCACUCCUACGUCUCGCAAGGCAUGUACUGCCUAGGUUCCUCCGACGCCUGGGAGACCAGCGACCAGUCACUCAUUGCGUCCCCAGCAACUGGCUCCUAUCAGGGCCAGAACUUUGAAGAGUCCCAGCCCAGCUUGCAGGAAAGCGUUCUGAUCCAGAACAACCUUCUUCAGCAGCAUCAGUUGUUGCAGCUACAGCAGCAGCAGCAGCAGCAACAGCAACUACUACAACAACAACAACAACAACAACAGCCACAACAGCAGCAGCAGCAACUGCUCUCUAAUACUAGCCUUGUGGAUGUAUGGCCUGCUCAGACAGUUCCUAGUGGCGGCGGCAGCAGCACAGAUUCCAGCACCUUUGUGGGAAUCCACACAGAGGAGGAGGAAGGCAACCCCUUGCUGGAGAAGGCUCCCUUACUGAACAAGAAGCCCUCGCCCGAGGAGGACGAUGCUGUCUGCCGGGACCUGGAGUCCCUGUCCCCCCGGGAGGAGCCGGAGCCUGCCGCCCUCAGCCGCAAGGUCUCCGAUGUUACCUCGUCCGGGGUGCAGUCUUUUGACGAAGAGGAAGGUGAAGCCAACAACUGAUGCUGCCAUGGAGGAACCCUUUGCUCUUAUGCAUGGGAAACACACGGGUGGGGUGGGGGAAAGGGAUAGGAAAACCCCCUCUCCAGCUCCUGAAGUCCCCAAGCGCACACGAGCACACUUGUUUGUUUGUUUUUAGUUUCAUGGCAAGGUAAGCCGAGGACCAAAAGUGCUGGGCAAUGCUAAGUCUCCCCCACCCACCCAACCCUUCUUCUUGCACAUGUGGGGCUGAGCCUUCAAGACCUACUGCCUUGGACACCCAAACACAGAGAGCUCAGGGAAUGCAAGACGGUGGCCUCCACUGGCUGUGUGGUGGAUACAGGUUGUGCUUUUAGCAGAGAUGUGGGUUUUUCUUUGAGGGGAGGCACACAUUCGUCCUUAAUUCAGCGACGCAGAAGAUGCUGCUACAAUCUGCCUUGGCUCUUGGGACUGGAGGGUCAAGAGUUUCAAACGACAGUGUUGUGGAGCAGGAACAGCGAGGGCGUGCGGCUUUGUAGACAAAAACGUACCGCAGCAAAAAUUGCAACCCCAGGGCCCGUCCUAAAGUGAGGUGCUACCUGGAGAGGCACUCUGGACUUGAGUCCGGGAAGAGAGUGAUGUGUGGAGAGACUCUGUGGAUGUGCAGGCCAUGCACCAGAAUGAGGCUCUGUGGGUACCAACUAUCUUUGAUGUGGACAGAGCUGCUCUAUGAGUCCAGCCCAAACCUCAUUCUCCAGCACGUGUGCGUUGUUGGCCUCUGCAGAAAGCUUCCUUGUUAACCCCCCGUUACCUCUGCCUACCUGGGAGCUGGAGAGAGGGGUUUCUCCCCCUAUUUAAUAUUGGA
This is a messenger RNA of Zootoca vivipara (common lizard), 2081 nucleotides long. RefSeq names its product family with sequence similarity 131 member B (gene FAM131B). Lineage: Eukaryota; Metazoa; Chordata; Lepidosauria; Squamata; Lacertidae. The record is from RefSeq and is a predicted model, not a curated record.